UGUUGUACGCCGUAAAGUAAAAUAGGUAAGGCAAGCAGAGACGGAGAUUAUCAAUAUUUAGUUGCAAAGUUGAUUUUCCUAUCUGUUUUGGAUAAAUUAGCGAAGAGGAAAACAUUAAUAUGUUCCUAAUUUAUUGCUUCAAAAAUUUUUCUUAGAAUAAAAUGGCUGACAAAGAAAAAGGUUCCCUGUUGCGCUUUACUUCUAAAAAGAAAGCAAAACUUGGAAAACCUGCAAAAAAACUUCCACCAACUGUUCCUGGACCAAAAACUUUCAAUGAAGUGGAAACACCGUUCAAUGAAGUUUUGGAGAAGGAAAUUGCAGGGCUCAAGUCGCUGCCAGCGGAAGAUUUUGAUAAAAAGUUUGAAAAAAUGCUUGAUGAAAUGAAUUUAUCAGAGAAUCUAAAAAUGCCUAUUCGUAGUAAAGAUUUUGGUGAUAAGUUGAAUAUGCUAGGUCAAUUUAUGAGAAGGCAAAAUAUUAAAGUAUCAUCUGGUCCUGAAUCAGCUGGAGAUUACCAGCAGCAGUUAUCAAGGAAUGAUUUUGAACAUGGGGAACUUGUGCAGCUGUUACAAUCUUUACGAGUCUCACUUACUGGUCGACCAAUUAGCUGGAUUAUUGAGUUUGGUUCGAAAGGCUUAGAAUGUUUAUUAAAUCAUCUGAGAAAUUACAUUUGCAGCUCUUCAUUAUAUGACAUGAAGAUUCAACAUGAAUGUGUGAAAUGUUUAAAAGCUUUUAUGAAUAACAAGUUUGGUUUGAGUUUAAUGCUUAAAAAUAUUCAAGGUUUGACACUCUUAGCUCAAUGUAUUCGUUCAGACAAUGCAGGGAUGAUGCAAGAUGUUGUGAAAAUAAUGGCAGCUGUUUGUCUUGUUGACCAUGAUAAAGCUCUCGAAGCAAUGACUUUAAAAGGAGAGGCUGAAAAUAAAACCAGGUUUCAUGCUGUUAUUACAGCUUUAAAAGGUGAUCAAUAUCCUGCUUCUCUAAAGGUAGCCUGCCUACAAAUGAUUAAUGCACUUGUAGCUACACCUGAAGAUUUAGAUUUUAGGUUGCAUAUAAGAAAUGAAGUGAUACGUGAAGGACUUGCUGAAGCUUUGCCUGGACUUCGAGAAAUUGACACCGAAGAUUUAAAUGUUCAGCUGGAUAUUUUUGAUGAACAUAAAGAUGAUGAUGCUGUCGAGUUUCAGCAUCGAUUUAACGAUAUCACUGUUCAUUUAGAAGAUCUUUCUGAUGUUAUAAAUCUUUUAAAUACAGUUGUUAAAAACACUCCUGCCGAGUCACAUUACUUAUCAAUUCUACAGCACUUACUUUUAGUAAGAGAUGAUGUUUUUGUGCGUCCUCAGUAUUUUAAACUUAUCGACGAAUGUGUUGCACAAAUCGUUUUGCAAAAAAGUGGUGUUGAUCCUGAUUUUGCAGCAAGAAAACUUCAAAUUGAUAUUGACAGUUUAAUAGAGGGACAAGUUGAAGGAGCAAAGGUUGCUGAGUUUGAUAAAAAACUGUCUGUAUUGGAAGUAAAGUUAAAAGAAGAGACAACUAAACGAGCUGAGGCAGAAGCGAAGGUAUCACUUGCAGAGUCAAAUCAUCAAGUGCAACUAAAGCGUCUAGAAGAGGAAAUUGCGGCUUUAAAAGCUGGGGGUGCUGUACCUGGUGCAGUACCUGGACCUCCACCUCCUCCAGGAUCAGCUGGUCCUCCACCACCACCACCUCCACCUUUUCCUGGUGGUGGACCACCAGCACCACCAGGAUUCGGACCGCCACCACCACCACCUGGUUUUGGAGUACCACCACCACCACCACCUCCUGGUGGGUUUCCUGGUGGACCUCCACCACCACCUGGUGGAUUUCCUGGUGGACCACCGCCUCCUCCUCCUCCUGGUGGAUUUCCUGGCGGACCUCCUCGACCACCUGGUGCUCCUGGUGCACCUCCAGCACCAGGAAUGGGAAUGAUGUCUGGUCCAAAACUACCAGCAGGUUUAUCUCAGAAGACACAGUACACACAAACUAAACAAACAAAACGCUUAAAUUGGAAUGUUAUUCAUGCUACAAAGUUAAAAGACGGAAGUUUUUGGACUAAAGUUAAAGAGGAUUCUUUAGUGAAAGAAAAUAUUUUAGAUCUUAUAUCUGAAACAUUUGCUUCAAAACCAGCCAAAAAUAUUGGGGAAUCAACUGAUAGUCUUGCUAGUGAUUCUAAACCUAAAAAAGGACUGGAACUGAAAGUGCUAGACGCAAAAACUGCUCAGAACUUAUCGAUUUUUGUUGGUUCAUUCAAACUUAGUUAUGAGCAAAUAAAGCAAAAGAUUUUUUUAUGUGAUGAAGAAGUAAUUACUAAUUCUGCAUUAGAAAGUUUGCUAAAGUUUCUUCCAACUAAUGAACAGAUGAAUCAGUUGAAGACUUUUCGCGAUAUUUAUGACGAAUUAAAUCAGGCAGAGCAAUUUGCAUUGCAGAUGGCUGCCAUUCCAAGACUCGACCAAAGAUUGAAUUGUAUGAAAUCGCGAAUUGACUUUAAUGAGAUAUUAAAUGACAUCAAACCUGAUAUUGCUAAUGCAAUUGAAGCUGCUAAAGAACUUAGAAAUGGGAAAAAAUGGGCUAAAUUUCUUGAAUUACUACUGCUAACUGGUAAUUAUAUGAAUGCUGGCACAAAAAACUCUCAAGCCUAUGGUUUUGAUCUUUCUCUACUGACCAAGGUUGGAAACACAAAAUCUGUUGACGGCAAGCUAACAUUAACACAUUUUUUAGCAGAUAUCAUUGAUAGUAAAUAUCCCGAAAUUAGUGGCUUCGAAAAUGAAAUGGGACAUUUAUCGGAUGCAAGUAGAGUAUCUGAUGAUGCUACUGCUAAGGCAGUGGGUACAUUAAAUUUAUCAUUAUCAAGAGUCCGUGAUGAGUUACAACAUCAUAAAACACCUGCUAGCCUGGAUGAUAGGUUUUUGGACAUAAUGUCUGGUUUUGUAGCUGAAUCUAGUGAAAAGCUUCAAAUUGUGCAGGAAAUGCAUAAAAAUAUGACAACAAUUUUUAGUGAUUUAGUUGAAUUCUAUUGUGCAGACCCUAAAAAAACAAAUAUGGAAGAAUUUUUUGGAACAGUUAACAAUUUUAUCAAAGAAUAUGUGCUGGCACAGCAAGACAACCAAAAACGUAAAGAAAGGGAAGAAAAAGAAAAAAAAGCAAAAGAAAAAGCUGAGAGCGAACUUAAAAAAAAAGAAGCAGCAAAACAAACAAAAGGAAAAAAUCUUUUGGACUCUGCUGGUGAUGAAGAAGGUGUUCUUGAUGGCCUCAUGCAAGCAUUGCAAAAUGGUUCUGCGUUUCGGGAUCCUUCUAGACCAAAUAGAAAAAGGCAGCCAAGAAAAGGUAAAGCUGGAGACCUUGCGAGAAAAGGCACGCGGGUAAUCGAGGUGGUAAAUCCUGGUGAAAAGUUAUCUAAUAAAAUUAAAUCGCAAGAUCUUGAUUGCUCAUAAAGUAAUAUCACAUUUAGUGGUUUUUUAGUAGGAAAUGCAUAUGGUUUUUUCUACUGUUACAUUAGUUGUAGUUGACUUAAAUGAGGAACUAGAGAACUUAAUCCGAUCUCCAUUGUGAAAAUUUGGCUUGGUAUUGACUUUGCUUCAUUAGUUUAGUGCUAGUCAUAUAUAUUAAGCACGUCUCUUGAUGAUUACAAAAACAAAUAGCACUUUAUUAAAACUGAAAGAAAAGAUUAUAAAUCUUAAUUUAUAAAUAUAUUAAGUUAAAA
Messenger RNA from Hydra vulgaris (swiftwater hydra), 3709 nucleotides. Its product is annotated as protein diaphanous homolog 1. Gene Ontology annotation, cellular component: actin filament. Gene Ontology annotation, molecular function: small GTPase binding; actin binding. Gene Ontology annotation, biological process: actin cytoskeleton organization; actin filament polymerization. NCBI's taxonomy places the organism in Eukaryota, Metazoa, Cnidaria, Hydrozoa, Anthoathecata, Hydridae. The record is from RefSeq and is a predicted model, not a curated record.